AUGGAUGCUCAUGCGCUUCUUUCCUCUCAAGGAUGGCGAGGUACCGGUCACUCCCUCCAUAAAACCGACGACUCGAUCGGACUUGCGAAACCUCUACUCCUGAAUCGCAAAGACAAUACCAAAGGAUUGGGCCAGAAACAGCAUUUCACCAGCGAUCAAUGGUGGAUGAAUGCAUUUGAUGAGCAACUCAAAGGCAUCGACACGUCCAAGAAUGGAAAAGUGGUUCAGACUGUCACGACCGGCAAACUCAACAUUAUCGACAAGAACCUCGGCAAAUACUCUGUAUAUUCGACAUUCGUCCGAGGCGGAUUCCUUGAAGGAACACUAGAUAGACUCAACAUCAAAGACUCGAGCGCUGAGUCAUCCGAAACCGAAUCCAGCGACCAGCAAGAAGACAAGUCCAGCAAGGACAAGCCCCGAAAAGAAACCAAGGAGGAGAAGAAAGCUCGCAAAGAAGCCAAGAAGAAGCGCAAGGAGGCACGUGCAACGAAAAAGGCAGAAAAAGCUGCGCGCCGGGAGUUGAAGUCGAAGUCGAAAAAGUCAUCUAAAUCUUCCAAGUCUUCAGCCGAAUCGAGCGACGCAGACGAGGAAAAGCGACGGCGUCGUGCAAAGAAAGAAGAAAAGAGAAGACAAAGGGCAAAAGAGGCUGGAAAAUAA
Molecule: messenger RNA, 657 nt
Organism: Fusarium sp. VM40
Lineage: Eukaryota; Fungi; Ascomycota; Sordariomycetes; Hypocreales; Nectriaceae
Source: the annotation of a GenBank genome assembly